This is a messenger RNA of Cydia strobilella, 1669 nucleotides long. It is a transcript of the gene Rpn7, whose product is annotated as 26S proteasome non-ATPase regulatory subunit 6. Gene Ontology annotation, cellular component: proteasome regulatory particle. Gene Ontology annotation, biological process: proteasome-mediated ubiquitin-dependent protein catabolic process. The record is from RefSeq and is a predicted model, not a curated record. Lineage: Eukaryota; Metazoa; Arthropoda; Insecta; Lepidoptera; Tortricidae. The transcript has 6 exons. Bases 133 to 1281 code for a protein of 382 amino acids.
CGUAGUUCUGAGGUUCUGACUGGCUAAGUGGCUAGUGGCUAGUUUGGAUUUUGGAAUUUUUGGAUACGCCGUGUGAAAUUGUUAUUUCGUGUGAUUCCUAUUUGUUUAAUUAUUACAUUUUAAAUCGAAAAAAUGGAGCUAUCAGCUGAGGGGAAAACUCCCGAAUACAUGGCCCUAGCCGGCAUUAAAUUCAAGCUGACUUUGCCCGAUUUAAAAAAAGAUGCACAGCUUCGGGAGCAACUAUUUCAAGGGAUAAAGGCUGGAAAUAUGGCCCCCUAUUACAAGGAGGUCUGUGCUGAGUUAGGCUGGCCAUUUGAUCAAAAGUUAUAUGAUGCCAUGGCUAAAGAGAAUCAAGAACGAUUAUCUAAAUUCGAGGAGGAUGAUUCCGAGACGCCAGUUUGGCAGGACAGAUUGGACUACAUGUGCUCUAUUGGCGACAAAGAGGGAGCCACGGCUUUGGCUACUUCUAAAUAUGAAGACUCUACCUUGACCACCAACAGAAGACUUCACGCUAUAUUUGCGUUAUUCAGAAUUGCCUACUUCCACGGCUGCAAUGUGAAGGAUAUGGGAAAGGCUAUUAAUAAGGCCCAUGAGCUGGUAGACAAAGGCGGAGAUUGGCGUUCAAGGAACAAGCUAAAGGCCUAUGAAGCUAUCUACUGCCUGGCUGUCAGAGACUACAGCAAAGCUGCAGACCUCUUCAUUGACUGCGUCUCCACUUUUGAGUCUUAUGAAUUGGUUGAUUUUGGCACCAUAAUCCAAUACUGCGUGCUAGCCUGUGCUUUGGCGCUGGAGCGGCACGCGCUACAGGCGGCGCUGCGGCGGCAGGGCGCCGCCGUGCAGGCGCUGCGCUCGCGCUUCCCCGAGCUGCGCGAGCUUGUCGAGUCAUUGCAUGAGUGCCGGUACGCGGAUUUCAUGAAGAGCUUAGCCUGGGUGGAGACCCAGAUCUGCGUGGACCCCGUGUUCCGCCCCCACUACCAGCACUACGUGCGCGAGGCGCGCAUCAAGGCCUACGUACAACUGCUGCGCGCGUACCGCUCGCUGAGUCUCGACAACAUCGCUGCCACCUUCGGCGUCACCCGCGAGUUCGUUGAGGAGGAAAUCUCCAACUUCACGGCGGCGGGGCGGCUGGUGUGCCGCAUCGACGCGGUGGCGGGCUGCGUGGUGACGGGCGCGGGGCGCGGCGCCGACGCCGACCGCUCGCAGCUCUACCAGGCCACCAUCCGCGAGGGCGACCUGCUGCUCAACCGCGUCAAGAAGCUCGCCAGCGUCAUCAACUUCUAGGUGCUAGUGCUACCCGUUCCCCUGAUCUAGGUAUUAUCUAUCCGUGUGCUUGCCCUUUCACAUGUAUAGUGAGUGCCCCAAUUUAAGUACCCGCGUCGCCUUCGACUGUACCGCGCAGAUACAAUUGAGUUGACUGACAAUUUCUUGUUGCUAUUCUGUCCCAUCGGCCAGAAGAAAACAGUGAGAAAUUACAUGUGAUGUGAAACAUGUGAAAGGGCCAAACUUUAUAAUAUUAAGCCACAAUUGUAACAUUUUAAAAGUCAAUUGUACGAAUUUCAUCACGCAUAUUUUAGCAGCAAUCUUAUUAUUUACCUACCUUACUAAUAAUUUAAUUGUACCUACUGAAAUUUAUUUUAUAAACAUCUCAAAAUAAAAUUGUAAUAAGUAA